This is a messenger RNA of Torulaspora delbrueckii, 318 nucleotides long. RefSeq names its product Tmc1p (gene TMC1). The transcript has a single exon. Bases 1 to 318 code for a protein of 105 amino acids. Lineage: Eukaryota; Fungi; Ascomycota; Saccharomycetes; Saccharomycetales; Saccharomycetaceae. The record is from RefSeq and is a predicted model, not a curated record. Gene Ontology annotation, molecular function: zinc ion binding.
AUGAGUAGCGAAGAGUUGAAAUUGGAGGGGAAACAGGAGGAUGUAAUCAAGAGUGUUUCAUCGACUAGCAACAGUAGUCGAGUGUCUAAGAGAACUAGUAAGAAGAGGAAGAACGGCUGUUAUGUCGACAAAUGUGGGAGUGCAGCUUCUAAGUUCAUUGGGGACUGCAAUUUCUGUAAAGGUCAUUACUGCUCAAAACAUAGACUGAUGGAGAACCAUUCCUGUGAAGGUUUGACCUCCUGUAAGGAGGCUAUGCAUAAGAGGAACGCCGACAAAUUGGAGAAAGAGCAAACUAGGGCUCCUAAGAUUCAAAUCUGA